Seminavis robusta is the source of this 3411-nucleotide messenger RNA. The record is from the annotation of a GenBank genome assembly. Lineage: Eukaryota; Bacillariophyta; Bacillariophyceae; Naviculales; Naviculaceae.
AUGCUUCGAGAAUACCGACAGCACGUGACGCCCACACCAAACAACAACAAGAGUCAGCAAGACACACCGGCAACAACCACCAAAUCUUGCCAAGCAGAGACCCAAGAAGAAGAAGAACAGGAGGGAUCUCAAAUUGGUGUGAAGCCGUCUAUGUCCGGCAAACACAGAGACGGGAAGCAUCACUGCCACACGACGACGAUUACAAGCCACAGAUCUGAUGAUAAUCAAACCCAGCAAUGGCAAUAUCUGCAGUGGACCGCAAUGUCCAGAAAACUAGGGGACGGCAAUAGUCUAAAUCCACUGUGCGUCCAGGCACUGUUCACUGUUAAAGCAGGGUUCUCGAAAAAGAGGUUUGGAAAGAUUUCAUUGGAUAGAUUUGAUUUUCCAGAAGCAGGAGGGUUCUCGUCGGUCACACCAAACGCCGUUGCAUCUCAUUUUUCAGUCCCCAUUUCACCCCAAAUCCAACAAGAGUAUUUGUUCCGCUCAACAACAAACAACAACAUGGGUCCAUCACCAUCCCACAACGGAGAUCAGGAGGAAGACGAUAGACGAGACGGCCCUGCCGAUCCGGAGGGUCAUCGUUUUCAAUAUGAGUGGGAAGUUACCACAACCGAUGAGUCCGAUGAUGAUGCUAUCUCAGCAGAAACUGAAACUACCAUUACCCAAUCGCAUCACAAUCAUCAUCAUUACCAAGAUGCCACUGGCAGUAGUCAAGAUGGUCCCAUAGAAGAUGUGGUGACAAAGGCAGUGUCUGGCGGGGAAGCUGCCGACGAAGACGGCCCUAUAGAAGAGGUUGUGACCGUGGUGUCUGGUGGGGAGACUUCCAGUGAAGAGAUCACUAAUAGACAGCAGAAAAGGAGUGAAGAUACUACUAGUAGCAGUUGGAACAAGCUUGAGAUGCUGGAAGAUGAUCAAGAACAAGUGCCACAGACCCAUCACAGAGAGGCAGAUACCCGUUUGCAUAGGCACUCUUCCUCGGUUGGGACAACACCACGGUCCUCGCCACGGUCGCAUCUUGGAGCAAGAACGAGAAGGUCACUGGGAAAACGCAAGGAGGAGACUUCUCGUCACCUUACUAGUUCUAUCAUUUCAACUGCUACUGCUCCACUCCGCUCUCGAGUCAGCAAGACACACCGGCAACCACCGAAAUCUUCACAAGCCGAGACCAAAGAAGAAGGAGAAGAAGAACAGGAUGCAUCUCAACAUGGUGAACCGUUGGUGGGAGCCAUCAAUGUCCGGCAUAACAGUCAGACUGGGAUCGUCACUGCCACACGACGACUGCAAGUCACGGAAAGCAGGAACAUUCCAGUGGAAACAAGACGUGGUAUCGCGGUGGCAAACAGGAGUUUGUUCACCCCUCCAACUGAAACGGCAACAACAAGGACAAACCUGGCAAUGGCAACUCUCGUCCUACAGGAUGAAACAACAAUACUUCCAUUGGCACAGGAACUCUUCAACAAUAAUCAUCGACGCAACAACACACGGCUGAAAUACCGGUUUCUGUUGUAUUUUGCAGUGGGCCUGGUUCUUUUAGUGGGGAUACCACUCCUCGUCUUCUUUGUGGUACGCACGUUCACGGGCGCCAACGAUGAGGAGGAGGAGUUCGACGCUACUAGUAUCGAGGGCAUGAUGGACCUGGAUGGAACGAAAGUCCCCAUUGAGGAGUAUAUUCUCUCCUUGCUUCCCCAAGACACCAUCUCGAGCAUUAUUAUUGAUAGCAGUAAUGACGAUGAAAUGACGGCACAAUCCAAAGCAUUCCGGUGGGUUCUCGAAGAUCCCAUACUGAUGACAUACGAACCAUGGCGGAUCAUUCAACGCUUUGCUCUAGCUACACUCUACUACGCCACCGAAGGGGAUCAGUGGCUGGAGAACACAGACUGGUUGAGUUACACAGUCCAUGAAGCCUUGUGGUACAAUGUCGACUCCUUGCGAUUCAAGUUUCCGCGGUUUCAACAAUUUUUUGAACUCGUUUUCAACUACGAUGGAGAUGCAUUGGAGCAUCUUUGGUUAUCGGGGAAUCGACUCCGAGGCACUAUUCCCGAUGAAGUAUACCUGUUGACGAGUGUCCGUACCAUGGACUUGUCCAUCAAUCAACAAUUGGGGGGGACGCUGGCUUCCCAAGUGGCCAACCUGGAUCGUCUGGAAAUUCUCCUCCUCUACACAACGGGUCUCACUGGAACCAUUCCGACAGAGAUUGGUCUAAUGGAAACAACGUAUUUCUGGCUUUUGCUGGGGAAUUCAUUGACAGGAACUCUGCCCUCAGAGGUUGGCCAACUCAGGAAGUCCUGGUUCUUUACUGUUGACCACAACAAACUCACAGGUACACUGCCAACAGAGCUCGGUCUACUCACAGAUAUGCAUUCCCUGUGGCUCUUCAGCAAUCAGUUCUCUGGCAGCAUCCCUUCCACGUUGGGUCAGCUGACAACGCUGCAGUCCAUGGGGUUGAAUGACAACAAAUUGAGUGGAACCAUCCCAAAAGAGCUGCAAAGCUUGUUUGGCCCACCAAAAUUUUCAUUGUAUGUAGACACGAUUGUGGAACAUUAUCCGGAUGUGGCACUGGCCUCAGAUUUCUUGUUGGCUGGUCUGAGACCUGCAACCCACCUUUUGUUGCAACGAAACCAGUUGACGGGGACUCUACCCAAGCUGCCAAGCGAGUUACAUGUUUUUGGAGGGCACGAGAACCAGCUCACUGGUACUCUGUCUGCCGACUUGGCCGAAGCCACAAACCUUGUGGCGCUAACUUUGUGGGCGAAUCCCUUGACAGGCACUGUCCCUUCGCAGCUUGGUUUGAUUUCUGAUUUACGGUAUCUCUUUUUGAAUCACUGUAUUCUGACGGGAAGUAUUGCUACCGAGAUGCAACAGUUGCUAGGUUUGAGAGUGUUGUUGUUGGCCAACAACGCACUGUCAGGGACCAUCCACGAGGGGUUUUCUCGCUUGUUUGCUUCAGAGACAAGACCAUGCUGUGACAUCGAGGCUUUACCAUACGUUGGGACAGAAUUGGACCUUUCCCACAAUCUCAUGGCAGGCCCACUCCCCACGCGGUUGGGACCCAAGCUUGUCCGUUUUGCGGUUGCAUGGAACCAACUAACUGGUACCAUUGCACCCCGUUUGGGCCGAAAUGACUUGCUCCAGUAUUUUGAUGCGGGGCAUAAUUUGCUCUCCGGUACCCUUCCGAGCCAUAUUUCCAGGUGGACAACUCUGAAGGAAUUCAAUGUGGCUUCGAACCGUUUGACUGGCUCGAUCCCAUCCGAGAUUGGUGAACUUGUUUCGGAGGGAUCCAAUGCAACGAUUUUUGACCUAUCCAACAACUCGUUCACCGGAACACUUCCAUCAAGCCUUUGCAGGCAGGACAUGUCCAGUUUCUUGUUUAGCUGCACAGAUGUGCUGUGCGGCUGUGAUUGUCCGUGCUAA